Messenger RNA from Pochonia chlamydosporia 170, 270 nucleotides. RefSeq lists its product as hypothetical. NCBI's taxonomy places the organism in Eukaryota, Fungi, Ascomycota, Sordariomycetes, Hypocreales, Clavicipitaceae. The transcript has a single exon. The record is from RefSeq and is a predicted model, not a curated record. Bases 1 to 270 code for a protein of 89 amino acids.
AUGUCAUGCGGAGACUUACACCAUGCCAUACUUGCGCUUUCAAGCUGUUACGCAUGCCGUGGAACUGCAUUCUUUAAGGUGAAAUUGACGACGAUAAGCCUCACGGUUGAGAGAUGCCUCCAAUGUCUUCAUGUUCACUCCACCUCGCUUGGAUAUCCUAGCUUCGAAAUCAUUUUAACUUCCCCAAACUAUGUUUCUCCUUCUGGCCGACAAGUCGAUACUGUGGCCCACUCUUGGCAAUCAAUAACCAAGUGUCUGCGUUUCCCAUGA